GGUUUUAAAAUUUCUUUAUAAUUAGGAGAAAUAGGAAAUGUAAAGUAUUUCAAAGUUGCUGAGAUGGUGUUUACUCCUGGGUAACUGCUAAUUACUGCUAGGGUAUAUUACAGAUGUUAUCUCAAAAACAUGUUAUUGCAUCUUGGUCGUAGCUGCUACAAUAAUUCAGCUGAAUCGUGGUGAAUCGGUUCAAACGCAUCAACAGAUUCAGUUCACAAAACUGAUUCGUCCAGAAGAAGCACGUGGUAAAAGAAGGCGGUGUUCCAGGUCUCUCUCGGCGGCUCCCCCUGGCGGCGCUGCGGGUACUCGGUGAGCGCUGCUCGGCUCCAAGGUUAAUCAUUCACCCCGCGAGCCGCCGCGCUAGAUAAGUUACUCCUCAGGGGCCGGCGCGCGGAGCGGUACUUUCAUCAAGGUAUGCGCGCCUGCUGCAUCUUAGCAUGGGCGAUUUCAGGAGUAGGAGUGGUUCUGAGAGUGCGGCUGAUGAAGGUGGUGCUGACCCGGUUCUGUUGGUUGUGCCUUGUAGAGAGGAGGAGGAUGAGGACGUGGCGACCGUGGUGUUGGUUCGCCGAGCCGGGGAGGAGGAGGAGGGCUCUGGAGCGGCCGGGCGGCCCCGGGAGGACGGAGGGGAGGACGGGGCUCGACUCCCAAAAAACUCGCGGCCUACCGGCGUCCCCGGGCGGCUGCUCUCGGCCGUGUGUCGCAGCUGCCGGGGAGCAGGACCGGAGCGCACGGGGCGGCCAGCAGCGGAAAUAACAACAACAACAGCGGAGAACAAGCCAGCAUGUGCUGCUCUUGGACUCGUCUACACUCUGCUGGCCUCGGUUUUCUUCUCAAUCGCUGCUCUCCUUGUGAAGAAAAUUGAGGGCAUGCAUGCUGUUGAAAUCAGUGCAAUACGGUGCUUUUUCCAGAUGCUGUUUGUUAUUCCUCCUAUGAUCUACUACAACACUGGGUUUAUAGGGCCGCGUGGCAUGCGAAUCUACCUGUUCCUGAGAGGGUUUCUAGGCUCCAAUGCGAUGAUCCUGCUGUACUAUGCCGUGCUGCAGAUGCCCCUGGCUGAUGCCACCGUCAUCAUGUUUAGCAACCCCGUCUUCACGUCUCUGCUGGCCUGGAUUUUCCUGAAGGAGCGCUGCACCAUCUGGGAUGUGGUCUUCACUGUGUUCACGCUUACCGGUGUCAUCCUCAUAGCCAGGCCUCCUUUUCUGUUUGGUGGAGAGCCAACGGGAAUUGAGGGCGAUUACACCAACCACAUUAAGGGCACGGUGGCAGCCUUCGCUGGGGCCAUCGGGGCAGCCUGCACUAUGGUGAUUCUGAGGAAGAUGGGCAAAAACGUCCAUUACUACCUUUCCACCUGGUACUAUGCUGUGCUGGGCUUCAUCGAGUGCAUCGUGGCCUUGUUCAUUAUUGACGAGUGGACGAUGCCGUCCUGCGGCUGGGACCGGUGGAACCUGAUGGCUAUCGGCAUUCUGGGUAUAGCUGGGCAGAUGUUCCUGACCAAAGCUCUGCAAAUCGAGAAGGCUGGCCCAGUAGCGCUCAUGAGGACUAUGGACGUGGUUCUGGCCUUCGUCCUGCAGUUCCUCUUCCUCAAUCGCAGUCCAACCUGGUGGAGCGUCGGUGGAGCUCUGUGUGUGAUCAGCAGUACCAGCGGCGUGGCGCUGAGAAAGUGGUACAACAGCAGCAGACAACAAACCUGAGCUCCACCUGAGUUUAUACAUUUAUAAUUUUAUUGAUAAAACUGAAAAUGAGAUAUUGUGCACUAAUUAGCUUUUUUGUAGCAACAUUUUAUAUUCAAGGUCGUAGACCAGUCAAAAGUUUGGAUAUACCUUUUAAUUUAGUGGGUUUUUUUUAUUUAUUAUUUUUUUUCUACAUUAAUGUAAAUGAAUACUGAAGUCAUCCAGACUAUGAGGGAACACAUAAGGAAUCAUGUAGUAACUUGAAAGUGUUAAACUAACCAAAAUUAUCUGGGGUGCUAUUGACUUGCGCUUAUCCUAUGCAACAGAGGUAAGUCUUGCUCUUCUAUUUCUGCAGUGGUCCUGAUGAGAGCCAGUUUCAUCAUGAUGUUUUUCAUGGUCUUUGUGACUGCACUUCAGGAUACUUCACAGCUCUUGAAAUGUUUCAGAUUGACGACCUUCGUUUCUUAAAGUAUUUUUUUCUUCUCUUAGUUGAGUAGUUCUUGCCAUAGUAUGGAUUAGAACAUUACUCAAUAGGGCUAUUCACUGUAUACCUGUAACUCUACCUCUUCACAACUUUAAAACUGAUGCUCUCAAACACAUUAAGAGGGCAAGAAAUUCAAGAAAUAACCCUUUGAAGAGGCACAGCUGUUACCUAAAGGCCAUUCCAUGUGACUCUACUUCAUAAAGCUGAGGUGCUACUUUGAAGAAUAUAAAAUAUGAAACACAUUUUGGUUCGUUUAACAAUUUGUUUUUAGUUACCAAAUAAUUCAAUAUGUUUUUCUCUGUAGUUUGGAUGACUUUAGUAUUAAUCUACAAUGCAGAAAAAAAUAAUAAGAAAAAAACUUUUGACUGUACUGUACAUUACAAGACUUUAGCUUAAAACCUAUAAACACUAUUUUUUUAGAGAGCAAAUACUCUCUAAUUAAGUGGGAAUAUAUAUGUCAUAUUUUUCUAAAUUAUACUAAAAGCUUUUCUACAUUUUAUCUACUGUAUAUGGAGAUAAAACUGUCUAUAUUUGUAGGGCCUUAUUAUAACAUACUGCUGGACAGAAUAUUGCUGGAGAGAGUAUAUUAACCUAGAAAACCACUAGGUUUUCACUAGAUUUGCACUUGCCCAUUGACAUUGGCAUUAUUUUAGAGUGGCAUAAGUAAUACAUUUUAUUAUUAAAAUGUGUUUCUACUGUGUUUAUAUAUUUGAUUAAUUUCUAUGAAGAAGAGAGUCUGUCUGUUUUGAGAUGUUUUAUUUAAAGUUUGUUAAUCAGGGCAUGUUCUAUUCAAGCAGUUCAUGAUACUUGAAACAAUAGAUUUAACCAAAGUUUACUACACAAACCAAACCUUAACAAGAUAAGUAGUGAUUUAUUUAUCUUUAUUUAUUUAUUUAAAAGUAGAGCAACCAAAGUAUUUUAGAUUUAGGGUGUGUCCCAGUUGUGUACUACUGACUGACUAUUUUUUGAGUAUGAUGUAUGUAGCAUUAUCCCACAGUGCAGCACAAAAGAGUCCUGUGAGUGUCCUGUGAUAAUGUCCUGCGAGUACAAAAUGGGUUAGUACAUAAAUAUUUUGUGUACUUUUAAAACUUUUCACACCUGCCUAAUUAACAUUUAUUAUAAUGCGUAUACUAGGUUUAAAGAGUGGGUUCAAAAAAUAUUUCAUUUAAAUAAUCUGAUAUUGAUUCAUAAAAAAACCCGAGCUCAGUAUUUAACCCGGUCUGCAGUUAACAGACAUUCUGAAAUGUAAAAUUCGCUCUCCCUCUGUUUCUAUUACAUCACAGUGCAGAAAUAUGAUUCACGCAGUUUCUGAAUCAGUAGUCAAAUUUUUCCAGUGUAUCCAGUUCUGAGACAGCACAUGACUCACAGCCAGAGUUACAGGCCUAUGAAUAAAGGCAAAGACCCAAUCCCAUUUUGCCCUACCACUUAGCCCUAUCCCUGUGUUUUGUGCAUGCCUAGAGGCAGGGUGUUAUAAUUCUUGUUAAGGAUGUCCCAAUAAAAUUUUUUGGCCCCUUGAGACCGAGUCAUUUGGAACCGAUACAGACUACCAAUCAGAUGCUUUUGCAAUGCAGCUUAAAAAAAGACAGAACACAUCCAAGUUGUUAAGGUUAAGGUUUUUAAAUUCGGUAAGUCUUUAAUUAUAAUUGAAACAACCGUAUCAAAACAUAAUAUUUUUAACAAAAAAUAAACAUAUACUAAAUAGCAAAUACUAAAUAAUUUACAUUUUAAAUGAACAAAAUAAAAAAGUCUGCGAAAUCAAAUAUCAGACAGAAAUACCUUGUCACAAUUUUCUGAGUACACUGACGCAACAGAAAUUGCAUUUUAAACUUGCAUUUAACUAUGUAUAGUUUAAAAUGUGAGGUAAUGGAUAUUCCUUGUGAAUCUGUUAAAAAAUGCAUAUGUAUCUUAAUAUUACAACUUUAAUAUUUGUUUCUAUGUACUGACUUACCAGGGGGAACCAAUUAAUUAGCACACACACCCUCACAGACACUGAGGGAGAAAAUUGUGCUAGCAGUACUGUGGCUAAUUGUACUUUACACAGCUGUUCAAUAGGAAAUAAAGUUGAAUAAGUUGUCCCUCAAUCUCAAGCCCGGCUAUUUUUCCACCACGCUUGCACUGGCAGAAUGAUACACCAUUUGUAAAAGCCUUGUCGCUACUCAAAUUCACACUGAACCUGCACUAUAGAGCUUUAAUGAAACGACUAGCACUAGUCUACUGUUUACUGUCUAUUUCUGUGUGCUCACUCUCCACUUCCUGUUCCAAACCUUGUGUGAUCAGACCCAAUAUCCAGUUACAUAUUCAGAUUGGGGACAUCUCUACUUCUUGUUAGGCUGGAGUGGUAGGUUAGGAAAUGUGUUUUUUGGGAGGAACACUCCAAAUAAAGGGCUAUGAGAAUCACUGACAAAACAGCUUUGGCACAAGCGACCAAAGAAACCAACAAAUUUGAGUAUUUUAUUUGUGGAAAAUUAUGAAAACCAUUAUAUCACCAUAGUUGAAUGUGUAGUUUCAAUGUUUUAUGGCAAUUAUUUUUCACAACAAGCAUAAACAAAUCUCUGCUGUCUGUUACACCAUUUAAGGCAAAACAGGAAAGUUAGCUAUAAAACUAUAAAAGUACAGUUAGCCACAGUAGGCUAUUGCUAGCAUACACACACCCACCCUUACAGACACUUUCCUGUUCCGCCUUAAAUGGUGCAACAGACAGCAGAGGCUGCAGCAUUUAAGGUGAAACAGAAAAAUAAAAUAAAAGCUAAUAAAAGCUCCCAGAAUCAAAGUAAAAUUAAGGAAUGGACAAUAAUAAUGAAUUGCUGCACCACCUGCCCCCUUUCUGGAGACAUACGAUAAAGCCCUAAAGUUAACUAGUUAACUAGCAGCAGCUAGGUCACUGAACUAUAGCACGUAACUGCUAUAGCUAUACCUGUAUCAGGUUCUUGAAAGGUUUUCUCAGUUCUUAGGGGGAAGAUUUUACCCAUUCUCCUUGUAACUCUCUAAAAAACAAGAGGUAAGGUUACAAAAAUGAAAUGGGUUUGGGCCUAAGUGGACUUGUUUGACUGGUGGAUUCUUGUAUCCAUCAUUAGCAUCUACACUGCAUUUGGUGGAUUCCGUUUAUGUUAUUUCUAUUCAUAUGCAAACAAAACCUGUAAUUGUAACGGAAAUAUCCCUAAAUAAAUCAAAUAGACUCAAAUUAAAUCAGUACUUUGUGAAUUGAAAUUCAUUUGGGAAUUCUGUGUUGAUACCCAGCCCUAGGAUAUAACUUAUGGUAUUAGUCUGCAGUGCACAGUUGGGAUGCAGCCUUUGUCUACUUUCUUAGUCAUAGUUGAUACUUUAAUGCCAGAUUCAUCUCCAACCCUUAUGUUUCCACUGUUGCUUAUGAACUUCCUGCUGUUACGUUUGACCUAUGGAAUAUGAUGUAUUGUUAUUGCGUGUUUGUUUUGUAAAGUUGCAAGAUGUUGAAGCACUUGACACUGACUGCCUGUGUGUAAUUUGAUCAGAUGCACUUACAGAUAAUGGUUUAUUGAUUAAACGCACAUUUGUUGUGAGACUUUGUUGCAAUACCAUAUCUGUUCAUAUCCAUCCAAGUUCAUUCCUUGGUGUUAUUUAUAUUUCUGUAGAAUUACCAGCUUGAAUGAAGUCUUCCCUAGGCUUGAGUGUUUUUUAUUAUUAUUAUUAUAUAAUUAUAUACAAUUUAAAACAAAAUAAAUAUUUGUUGUUGACCACCAGUUAUCCUUUACUACCCACGUUAACCCUUUAACGUUCAACUUGGCUCUUAGGUACAUAGAGCACAUUUUGAGUCACUAUAUCUGGUUGUGCUAUUUCUACCAAUAAGGGUAAAAAAUAUAUAUUUUCUUUGUAUUUCAAUGGUAUGUCAUGAAUGCAAACCAGCAGUGCUUUAUACCAUAUUACAAUAAAUAAACGGAAUUCAAUCUCAAACAA
Molecule: messenger RNA, 6084 nt
Organism: Astyanax mexicanus (Mexican tetra)
Lineage: Eukaryota; Metazoa; Chordata; Actinopteri; Characiformes; Acestrorhamphidae
Gene: slc35g1
Product: solute carrier family 35 member G1
Exons: 3
Coding region: 438-1691 (417 amino acids)
Biological process (GO): regulation of cytosolic calcium ion concentration; calcium ion export across plasma membrane
Cellular component (GO): endoplasmic reticulum membrane; plasma membrane
Source: RefSeq, a predicted model, not a curated record